Messenger RNA from Pecten maximus, 1830 nucleotides. RefSeq lists its product as uncharacterized. Gene Ontology annotation, biological process: peptidyl-threonine phosphorylation. Gene Ontology annotation, cellular component: cytoplasm. NCBI's taxonomy places the organism in Eukaryota, Metazoa, Mollusca, Bivalvia, Pectinida, Pectinidae. The record is from RefSeq and is a predicted model, not a curated record. Gene Ontology annotation, molecular function: protein serine/threonine kinase activity.
CGAGUCAUUCAUGUACUGGUGACACGAUAUUUUGUUUAGGUGUUACAUUUUCAGUUGACCAUGAAGAAAUCAAGCUUCUUCAGUCUGUUGAAAAAGACAAUCACUCGAAAGAAAGAAGAAUCGAAACUGAAAGUAGACGACGUACCUUCACAGCCGUCGCUAGCGAAGCAUGAUUGUGCUGUGUUAGAUCUCGCCUUCGCUAUGGACUGUACGGGAAGUAUGGGGAGUUAUAUUGACACAGCCCGCACCAACAUUCGUACAAUUGUUAAACAAAUUGUGUCAAGUGAAAAAAGUGACGUACAUUUGGCCUUGGUGGAAUACCGCGACCACCCCCCUCAGGACCAUUCGUUUGUGACACGCCCACAUGACUUUACUGCCUCCGUGUCCACCAUGAAGUCAUGGUUGAAUGGCUGUAGAGCACGUGGUGGUGGGGAUGGUCCAGAGGCUGUGGCUGACGCUCUACAAGAUAUGCUUACACUUUCCUGGAGAGAGAAUGCUACUAAAAUAUGUGUGUUGGUAUCCGAUGCCCCACCCCACGGUCUAGCUCCCCAUGGGGACGCGUUCCCUGAUGGUUGUCCAGCAGGACUAGAUCCCAUGGACAUUGUAAGGCAAUUUGCAGCGAAGGGAAUAACAUUAUAUUCUGUUGGGUGUGAACCAGCUAUCAAUCCCUACAAAGAAUUCUUCACUGCCAUCGCCUACCUAACAGGAGGACAGUAUAUACCACUGAGGGGUGCUAAGGCCCUCACACAGGUUAUCAUAGGAGGGGCACAGGAGGAAAUGUCACUGGAACGAUGGAUGGCGGAAGUGGACGAAGAGGUACAAAGGGAAAUAGCAUCGGGGAACCAAAUAAAUGACGAUGAAAUGACCCGUAGAGUACAGGCUAAGAUGACCAGUAAAGGCAUAAGGGGCAAGAAACUACAGAGAAAUAAUUUCGAUUUAGAAGCCGCUUCUGCGAGCUCUAAAAAGUUAGCAGAGUUUACCAACAUGGAAGAUGUGAAGUCAAACUUCAGUGCUUCGGCGAUGGCUCCAAGAAUGGGAAGCGGUAUGGCACGUUCAAUAGGUAGUGCCCGCGUUCGUGCGGCCCCUGUUCCUGCUAGUGAUCCAAUGAUGUCAAUGGAAGUAAGCGGAAUGGCUGCUCCUCCAGGGAUGGCUACUGGUGAGGCGGAUACCUGGGAUACAGUGGAGGGCAGUAUUUCUUACGGACAGGCGGCUAGAAUGGUACAGAAGUCAAAGUCCAGAAUCAACUAUAAGUGAUAUCUUGGUUUGUGAUUUUAGACAAUGUACACCAUUAAACUAGUUAUUAUUAAAAAUGUGAUUCCAGCUGAUUUAAACGUUGAAAUACUGUAUUGUGCAUAUAACAAAUAAUACAAUAUAUAUAGGAUUAUUUAUAUGCUAAGAGGGAAUCUUCAGUAUUGGUUAAAAAGUUACCUGUGAUAUAUUUUGUAAGACGCUACAUAUCAAUACACACUAGAGUUAUAUUUAUUGAUGUUUAUUUUCCGGAAAUGUCGUGCAAUAUGUGAUAAAUGGACUUACACUACCACUGUUACAUUUUGUAUCCAGAAUGGGCCAAUACAAUCAGUUAUUGUUUAUUGACAAUUUUACACUUUGUAUCAAUCUUAUUUAAAUUAUUGUAACUUUCGUUAUAUGCAUUUAUAGCUCUCCUUUGCUAACAGACGUUGUUAGGUAUAACAUCAUUUUGACUGUUUUUCUUAUUCAUUUUCUUUUUAUUGUGAUUGAUUUGUUACUCCACGGUUAAUUGUACAUAGAUGCUGUUGUUAUUACCAUUUGUUUUGUAUUUGUUUGUAUAUACAUGUAGAUGUUUAUGUCAUU